AUGGACAGACAGGUGGACACUCUCAGGUAUGGACAGACAGGUGGACACUCAGGUACGGACAGACAGGUGGACACUCUCAGGUAUGGACAGACAGGUGGACACUCUCAGGUAUGGACAGACAGGUGGACACUCAGGUAUGGACAGACAGGUGGACACUCAGGUACGGACAGACAGGAGGACACUCUAAGGUAUGGACAGACAGGUGGACACUCUCAGGUAUGGACAGACAGGAGGACACUCUCAGGUAUGGACAGACAGGUGGACAUAUAUGAUGUCAUGUCCAUGUUUGAUGCUCUCUCCUCCUUUCAGGCUGCAGCCUGCUGGAGUCCGAUGGUUGACACCAGGUCUGAGGAAGUAUGCCUGUGAACUGGAACUGGAUCCAAACACAAUGAACAGAAACCUCAAACUGUCUGAUAACAACAGGAAGGUGACACGUGUGAAGGAGGAUCAGUCAUAUCCUGAUCAUCC
Scomber scombrus (Atlantic mackerel) is the source of this 468-nucleotide messenger RNA. Its product is annotated as repetin-like. The transcript has 2 exons. The coding region runs from base 1 to 366 and encodes 121 amino acids. NCBI's taxonomy places the organism in Eukaryota, Metazoa, Chordata, Actinopteri, Scombriformes, Scombridae. The record is from RefSeq and is a predicted model, not a curated record.